UGGAAUGAAUAAAACCUAUUUAAUGCCAAUAAUUUUGUCAUACAAAUUAAUGUCUAUAAUUUCAAGUUUUUUUAAAAACAAAAAUCUUACAAAUAAUGUGCUAUGACACAAUGGAUUUUUAAAUAGGUUUUACGUAAAGGAUUUUUUAAAUUAGCAAAAACCGCUUAAGGUCAAAUUACGUUUUAAAAACGCGUUAUUUAAUUGUUAAUAGAUCCAUUUUGAUAAAAACGAACCGUUUCAAUGUUAUUUGUUUUGCGCUUUCAUAAGAAUUUUUCUACUUUAAACAAAUAUGUUUAUUUGGAAUAACUAAAUAUAUGGAUGCAAUUCGGAAUGAAAUUGUUUACAAGUUACUCCAAACAACCAAAACAAACAACCCAAGAUUAUAAAAUUGAUUUGUUAAAUGCUAUCGACGGAAAUGACUUCACUAAAGCUCAACGUUUGAUCACUGAAUUUGAUUUUGACGUCAACGCCGAAUAUUUAGGAAACACAUUAUUAAAUAGAGCGGUGUUAAAUAAUUGCGUCGAAAUGGUUGAAGUUUUAUUAAAAUUAGGUGCUGAUGUAAAUAAACCAGUGCAUGGCAACUAUCCAUUGCAUAGAUGCAUAUCAAAAAAUGCUAUUUCUAUAAUUGAACUUUUAUGUGCUAACAAUGUAAACAUUAAUUCACAAAGUCAAAAUGGAAACACUGCAUUGCAUCUGGCUGUAGGAAAAGAAAUGUUUUCAGUUGUAGAUUAUUUAAUAAAGAAAUCAGCAAACGUAAAUUUGUGUAAUAACCAUGGAGAUACACCUCUUCACAUUGCGGCUAGAAUGCGACAGUUAAGAAUCUACAAACUUCUUAUUGAAAAUGGAGCUAAUGUUUCAGUAAAAAACAAAUUCGGAAAAACUCCAUUAGAAGAAGUAGCAGGAACCAACACAUUUGAUCCGCAUUUAUAUAUUGACUGGUUGCCAUAAAUAAAAAAUAUUAUUGUAAAUAAUUUUAUAAUCUUUAUAUUCGAUAAAGUAUUAACAAAA
Hydra vulgaris (swiftwater hydra) is the source of this 1008-nucleotide messenger RNA. Its product is annotated as 26S proteasome non-ATPase regulatory subunit 10. Gene Ontology annotation, molecular function: protein binding. The record is from RefSeq and is a predicted model, not a curated record. Lineage: Eukaryota; Metazoa; Cnidaria; Hydrozoa; Anthoathecata; Hydridae.